CCUGCUGCGGCUCAUCGCGCAUCAUCUUCGGUUGCCCACACACCACAACACCCGCGUUCCUUACCCUUCCUUACCCACACAACACGCGUCCUGCCUCCCUCCGAGCAACAGUUACGACAGACCCGAGAAGCACAGUGGACUUGUUGUUCCAACAACAGCAGCAGCGGCAGUUGAUUUGGCGUUUUUGAUUCCCAGCCAGCCCUCACAUUUUCAGUUCUACAUCCGCGAUCCCGCACCAUCAUGGCCACCGCGAUCCGCCGCGUGUUUGAGAACAACCGCAAGCAUGGCCGCGCAGUGUUUGUCGCCUUUAUCACUGCCGGAUUCCCCACCAUCGACGCCACAGUGCCUUGCAUGAAGGCAUUGCAGGAUGCUGGCGCGGACAUCAUCGAGCUUGGUCUGCCGUUCUCCGAUCCCCUUGCAGAUGGCAACACCAUCCAAAAGGCCAACACAGUGGCUCUGGCAAACGGCAUCACAACGCCACGCGUCCUGGACCUCGUUCGCCAAGCGCGCGAGGCCGGCGUGACGGUGCCGAUUGUGCUGAUGGGGUACUUCAACCCGAUCCUGGCAUACGGUGUGGAGCGCAUGUGCGUGGACGCCGCAGCGGCCGGCGUCAACGGGUUCAUCAUUGUCGAUCUCCCACCAGAGGAAGCGGCAGACACGCUCAAGCACAUCCACGCCAACGGCCUCUCGUUCAUCCCGCUCGUCACGCCCACCACGCAGCAGUCGCGCAUCAAGAAGCUUGCAAGCAUCGCCAGCAGCUUCAUCUACUGCGUGAGUGUCACGGGCGUCACUGGCCAGCGCGCCAGCAUGUCGUCGGACCUGCCCGCCUUUCUCGCGCGCGUGCGUGCGGAGACCUCCCUCCCGCUCGCUGUUGGUUUCGGCAUCUCCACGCGCGAGCACGUGCUGGAGGUGGCCAAGCACGCCGAUGGCGCCGUCGUCGGCUCAAAGAUCAUCGCCGCCGCAGAGCUGGCAGACAAACCCGACGCGACCGUGGAGGAUCGCGCAAAGAGCGUGUUUACACUUGUCAGCCAGCUUGCAGGCGGCCCCGCGUCCUUCAGCACCAGCAGCGAUGACAGCAGCACCGACACGGCUGCUUCGAGCGACAGCGGUGGUGGCCGGGACACGACCGAGAACAGCGAGUGGCUCUUUGACGGCGGAUUUGGUGGUCGAUACAUCCCAGAGACGCUGGUUGAGGCGCACGAGGAGCUGUGGACGGCGUGGAAGGCAGCGCGUGACGACGACGCGUUCACCAGCGAGCUCAACCGCCUCCGCGUGCACUAUGUUGGCGGACCAACGCCGAUCUGGCGCUGCGAGCGGCUCUCCAAGCUUUGCGGCGGGGCGAGUAUCUGGCUGAAGCGGGAGGAUUUGUCGCACACGGGUGCGCACAAGAUCACGAAUGCGCUGGGGCAGGUGCUGCUGGCGAAGCGGCUUGGCAAGACGCGCGUGAUUGCGGAGACCGGUGCGGGCCAACACGGCGUGGCCACGGCGACGGCGUGUGCUCUCCUCGGCAUCGACUGUGUUGUGUACAUGGGCGAGGAGGACACGCGGCGACAGAGCCUCAACGUGUUUCGCAUGCACGUCCUUGGAGCAAAGGUUGUGGCGGUGAAGGCUGGCUCGCGCACGCUGAAGGACGCCAUCAACGAGGCGAUGCGUGACUGGGUGACCAACGUGGCCACCACCCACUACUGCAUCGGCAGCGCUGUUGGGCCGCACCCGUUCCCCACAAUUGUUCGUGACCUGCAGCAGAUCAUUGGCCAGGAGGCGCGCACAGCGUUCCUGGAGCAAGUUGGGCGCCUGCCUGAUGCUGUGCUCGCCUGCGUUGGCGGCGGCUCAAACGCAAUCGGAAUGUUCCACGCUUUCGUGCCAGACAAGGACGUGCGAUUGAUUGGCGUUGAGGCUGGAGGGGAGCAUGGUGUUGUGACGGGCGCCAAGCACUCAUCCUCACUCACCGCUGGCCGCCCGGGCGUUCUGCACGGAACACGAACAUUCCUCCUUCAGGACGAGCAUGGGCAGAUUGAGGAGACGCACUCCAUCUCUGCUGGUCUCGAUUAUCCAGGCGUCGGCCCCGAGCACGCUGCGCUCAAGCACACGGGCCGUGCGGAGUAUGUGAGUGUGACGGAUGCGGAGGCGCUUGAUGCAUUCCAGCAGCUUAGCCGGUCCGAAGGCAUCAUCCCUGCACUUGAGUCUGCACACGCCGUCGCACACGCCAUGAAGCUUGCGAAGGAGCUUGGGCGCGAGCAGCACGUGGUGGUGAAUUUGUCCGGUCGUGGCGAUAAGGACAUGAUGACCGUCGCCAAACACAUGGGCGUGAACCUCGACGCCCUUUGAUGUCGUGAUCAAGAUGCACAAACGCGACAAGAAGCACUCCACAAAUGUGAAACGAAAUCGCGCGUGCCAUUCAUUGACAGCGAUGGCUGGCGGUCGCAGCCAGCAGUCAGUCGUCACACCCACUCAUGUCACCACCAUACUUUCGUUUCGUUCUGCACUGCUGUCUUGCACACCCCGCUUUCACCAACCUAUCGCUUUGUGUCUUGUCUUCCAACCAACCCCUCCCUGUUUUGUCUUCCGUCCUUGCCCCCCCCCCCACUUUGGUUUUGCCUCCCAUAGACGCCGCUGUGUUCGUUCGACACGUGCCAAUGCCCUACCUGAUCGCUAUCAGCCCUGCUUUCCACCCGACCCACGCUUUCGUCUUUACCCCCCGUAGUGUGCCCUUUUUGUUUUUUUUGUCUCAGGGUGUGCGACAAGUUGUAACCGUGCUACAUUGCGCUUCUGAGUUCACCGCAUUGGCUGUGAAGGAGUCACUACAAUGUUUUAUGCCAGGUA
This is a messenger RNA of Salpingoeca rosetta, 2823 nucleotides long. RefSeq names its product TrpB. Gene Ontology annotation, cellular component: cytoplasm. The transcript is spliced from 14 exons. The record is from RefSeq and is a predicted model, not a curated record. Gene Ontology annotation, biological process: L-tryptophan biosynthetic process. Lineage: Eukaryota; Choanoflagellata; Craspedida; Salpingoecidae. The coding region runs from base 241 to 2328 and encodes 695 amino acids. Gene Ontology annotation, molecular function: tryptophan synthase activity.